Grus americana (Whooping crane) is the source of this 2130-nucleotide messenger RNA. Its product is annotated as zinc finger protein 391-like. The record is from RefSeq and is a predicted model, not a curated record. The coding region runs from base 191 to 2092 and encodes 633 amino acids. The transcript has 7 exons. Lineage: Eukaryota; Metazoa; Chordata; Aves; Gruiformes; Gruidae.
CUGCGCCAUCCGGCAGCUGGCGGGCGCCGAGGGCAGCCAUGCGGGGAGGCCCUUCCGCUCGCGGCCUCCCCGCUCCCGCUCCGGCCCACCCGCCGCUCCCCACCGCAGCCCCCCGGCCCCCCACGGGCCCCCCGGCCAGGCCGGCCGCAGCGGCAGGGCCCCCCUGUCUGAGUGUGCCAGGACAGCGGUGAUGGACACGGAGGGGAACCCACCCCCCCGGGACCCCCAGGACACCGAGCUGCCAGAGGAGACCUCUGCAGCCCACCCCAGCCCACCAGCCUCCGGCAGCGAGCCGCCCGGCCGCCCAGCCAGGCCACGACGGAAAGCACCGACACGUCGACCGGCCAAAACUCCAGGACGCCCGGGCGGCCUGGGACCGCUGAAAGAGCUGCUGGGGCUGCGGGGGGGCCGCCUGCGCCCCACCAUCUGCAGCGAGUGCGGGAAGGGUUUCAGCCGCAGCUCGGACCUGGCGCGUCACCAGAUCACCCACACCGGGGAGAAGCCCUACACCUGCGGCGCCUGCGGUAAAGGCUUCAGCCAAAACUCCAAUCUGGUCACCCACCAACGGAUCCACACCGGCGAAAAGCCCUACGCCUGUGGCGCUUGCGGCAAACGUUUCAGCGAGAGUUCGGCCCUCAUCCAGCAUCAGCGGACCCACACCGGCGAGAAACCCUACAGCUGCGGCGAGUGCGGGAAACGCUUCAGCGUCAGCUCCAACCUCAUCCGCCACCGCCGUACCCACACCGACGAGAAGCCCUACAUCUGCGGGGAGUGCGGGGACGGCUUUCGCCAUAAGUCCCAGCUCCGUCGGCAUCAGAAGCUUCACGCUGCGAUUUGGGGGUGUCAUUGCUGGGGACCCCCAUUUCCAAGGUUUUGCCCUCAUUUUUGUUCGCCGAGCGGAAAAAAGCAUCCGGCUCGCGGCGAGGCGGCAGCAGGGCCGGGGGAAUGGGAUGACGCUGGGACCUUCCUGUUCCCGGCCUCCCCCGAACGCCAACCUCGCGCCCGGGGGGCCAGCGCCAGCCCUUGCACCCCCAAAUCCCUCACCCGGGACACCCCCCCCCCAAAACCCUUCGCCAUCCCCUUCCCAGACCCCAUCGCGCCGCCCCAUCCUUCGGCCUGGGAGAGAUCUCACAGGGUCAAGUCCAGAGCAGCAGCGGGACCCCCCGAGACCCCCGGGAGCCCAGGACAGCGGGGUCGGCCGGCUGCCCCCAUGGAGCAGGAGGAGCCCUGUGUGGUGGAGCUGCACGACUCGGACGAGGGGGACAUGGUCCGGAGGGUCUACAUCGCUGAUGACGGCAUUGUGAGCGACUGUGAGGAUGAGGUCCUGCCCCACGAGAUCAUCCAGACCGUCAUCCCCCACAGCCCCCUGGCCCCCAAACCCAAGAAACGAGGGGGGCAGCCCAGCUCCGGUGCCGCGACAUCGGCGGGAGGCUACGGCGAGGAAGAGGAGGGGGAAGGCGUAGGGGGAAGGCACCGGGGCGGCCGUCAGCGUCCCUUUAUCUGUAACGAGUGCGGGAAGAGCUUCAGCCACUGGUCGAAGCUGCUGCGGCAUCAGCGGACUCACACUGGGGAACGGCCCAGCACCUGCGGGGAGUGCGGCAAGAGCUUCAGCCAGAACUCGCACCUGGUUCAGCACCGUCGGACGCACACCGGGGAGAAACCGUAUCGCUGCGGGGACUGCGGCAAGAGUUUCAGCUGGAGCUCCAACCUCAUCCAACACCAACGCAUCCACACCGGGGAGAAGCCCUACACCUGCGGGCAGUGCGGGAAGAGUUUUACCCAGAGCAAGAACCUCAUCAAACACCAACGCACCCACUCCGGCGCUCGGCCGCAUCGCUGCGGGCAGUGCGGUCGCGGUUUCGCCCAAAGCACCAAUUUGCUGAAACAUCAGCGGGUUCACGCUGCCCGCGGUCAACCCUCGCCCUGCCCGGAGUGCGGGCAGAGCUGCCGCGACGGGGCAGAGCUGGAGCGGCACCGGGCGCAGGCCCACGGCCACGAGCCCUACAUCUGCGUGGAGUGCGGGGAGAGCUUCGCCAAGAGCGCCACGCUCAACCGCCACAAGCGCGUGCACAAGCCCCUCUUCGUCCGCUGAGGUGCGAGGAGAGGGGGGGGCGACACACGACAUAGGGA